GUUUGCAACAAGCAGCCAUGGAUGCCGGCACCUGGCCAUCGCCAACUGGCACAUUGCAGAAAAGACUUGCGCCAAAAUGGUGUAGCCCAAGUCCACCUGCGGCCAAAAAGUUCAAGCACAAGUUCCUGAACAAUCAUGCUUUAGCUCCUGUGGCAGCGCCAAUCAGUUGGAUACUUCUGGGCUGGCGUUGGGCGCAGAAACGCCCGUGGCCACUGCGUGCAAGUGGUUCCGGCCAAGGAUGGGGAUCUAGAUCCAGCAUGCCACCCACGGAUGCGCUUCCGUCUGGCUGGAAAGAUUUGGGAAGUUCCGAAGUGGUUUUUCCCAGAAGCAGGCCAAAGAGGUUCAUCCAUUUUCUUGGCGGUGCCUUUGUGGGCGUAUCACCUAGGUUGUUUUACGAAGGCUUCCUGCAAAACCUUACCGAAAAGUGUGAGGCUAUCGUGAUCGCAACGCCCUACCAACUGGCUUUUGAUUAUGAUGCCAUGGCAGAAGCCGCGGCCGCGAGAUUUGAACGAACGGCGAGUCAACUCACGGCGGAGUACCCGGCUUGCACAGACCUUCCAGUUGUGGCAGUCGGACACUCGUGUGGCGCAUUGCUUCAUGCAUUGCUGGCCUGUGCUGGAGCGGAUUACCAGGCGUGUGUGUUGAUGUCCUUCAACAACAAGCCAAUUAGUGAUGCUAUUCCGGUUCCUUUGCCAGAUGCUCCGCGCAAUCUGCAGUUGAGAGAAUUUGCGCGCAGCAACAUCGAGGCCAUUCUUGCUGAUGAAAAUAUUGAGGAAACCUUGAAGGCGGCAAAAGCAAUGUUGCAGAAUGUUGGUGUUGACACUUCAGGCUCCAACCCAGAACUUGCCCAAAAAGCAGCCCCGGUUGUGUCACAGUUCGGCCCCCUUCUUGGAAGCGUCGUCGAUGGCAAAAAAGAGUUCUCAAUUUCGCGCGAGGAGAUCUUUGAUCGUUUAUCUUUAGCAUUUCCAGUACAGACGUUGGUGGUGCAAUUUGCCAAUGACUUUACUGACGACAGCAACGACUUGACAAAUUGCAUCCAACUGGGCGGACAAGAGGUUCAACUCUUGAGAUUUCCUGGUGGUCACACGUCACCCCUGGAUCCUCCUGUCG
This is a messenger RNA of Cladocopium goreaui, 1110 nucleotides long. Lineage: Eukaryota; Dinophyceae; Suessiales; Symbiodiniaceae. The record is from the annotation of a GenBank genome assembly.